AUGCCCGAAGGCUACGACUACCUCUUCAAGCUCCUUCUCAUUGGCGACUCGGGCGUGGGCAAGUCAUGCCUGCUCCUGCGGUUCGCGGAGGACGCGUUCACGGACAGCUAUCUGAGCACCAUUGGCGUUGAUUUCAAAAUCCGGACCAUCGAGCUCGAGGGAAAGACGAUCAAACUGCAGAUCUGGGACACCGCGGGUCAAGAACGCUUCCGCACCAUCGCGGCCGCGUACUACCGCGGCGCGCACGGCAUCAUCAUGGUGUAUGAUGUCACCGACGGAGAGACGUUCUCGAACGUCAAGGGCUGGCUGCAGGAGAUCGACCGCUACGCGUCCGAGGGCGUCAAGAAGCUCAUCAUCGGCAACAAGUCCGACCUCGUCGAGAAAAAGGUCGUCGAGUACUCGAUGGCAAAGGAGUUCGCGGACCAGCUGUCAAUACCGUUCAUCGAGACCUCGGCCAAAAACUCGACGAACGUCGAUGAGGCGUUCAGCAUGAUGGCCAAGACUAUCAAAGACGAUGUCGACAGCCAGCAGCCUGGCGAAGCUGCGGACAAGUCCUCGACCGUUACCCCUGGACGGAGUCUCAAUCAAGAAGAGGAUUCUGGCGGCUGUGCGUGCUGA
Molecule: messenger RNA, 618 nt
Organism: Epithele typhae
Lineage: Eukaryota; Fungi; Basidiomycota; Agaricomycetes; Polyporales; Epitheliaceae
Product: GTP-binding protein ypt1
Exons: 6
Coding region: 1-618 (205 amino acids)
Biological process (GO): regulation of exocytosis; protein secretion
Molecular function (GO): GTPase activity; GTP binding
Source: RefSeq, a predicted model, not a curated record